AUUUUCUAGACAUUGGCACAUUGCUUGUUCAUAUCUCUGCUUGAACCCAACAAGCAACUUCCUAUAUAUAUACACCGUUUCUCUCGCUCUCAAUCUCUAUAUGUUUCCCUCUCUGUGUAGUUUGCUUUCUUUCUUUCUAGCAAAAAUAAGCAAAAAUGGGUGCUCUUGAUUACCUUUCUAACUUUUGCACUGUCACUAGCACAAGAAGCAAACGCAAACCAAUGCAGACAGUUGAAAUCAAAGUGAAAAUGGACUGUGAUGGCUGCGAAAGAAGAGUUAAACACGCUGUUACCUCCAUGAAAGGUGUAAAGACAGUGGAAGUGAACAGAAAACAAAGCAGGGUAAUAGUAAGUGGAUAUGUUGAUCCAAACAAGGUGUUAAAGAGAGUGAAGAGCACUGGGAAGAGAGCAGAAUUUUGGCCUUAUAUCCCACAACACUUAGUUUACUAUCCUUAUGCAUCUGGUGUCUAUGACAAAAGGGCACCAGCAGGCCACGUUCGUAAUGUUGUGCAAGCUUUCCCUGCCUCAAAUGCUCCUGAGGACAACAUUGUUUCUAUCUUUAGUGAUGAUAAUGUCAAUGCAUGUUCUGUCAUGUGAGCAACUCAUUUUAAUUACUUUCAUGAGUUUCUGAAAAA
This is a messenger RNA of Hevea brasiliensis (rubber tree), 634 nucleotides long. Its product is annotated as heavy metal-associated isoprenylated plant protein 21. The transcript is spliced from 3 exons. Gene Ontology annotation, molecular function: metal ion binding. Lineage: Eukaryota; Viridiplantae; Streptophyta; Magnoliopsida; Malpighiales; Euphorbiaceae. The record is from RefSeq and is a predicted model, not a curated record. The coding region runs from base 156 to 596 and encodes 146 amino acids.